Messenger RNA from Pteronotus mesoamericanus, 1769 nucleotides. It is a transcript of the gene DZIP1L, whose product is annotated as DAZ interacting zinc finger protein 1 like. The transcript has 10 exons. Lineage: Eukaryota; Metazoa; Chordata; Mammalia; Chiroptera; Mormoopidae. Gene Ontology annotation, biological process: cilium assembly. The record is from RefSeq and is a predicted model, not a curated record. Gene Ontology annotation, cellular component: ciliary basal body; cytoplasm. The coding region runs from base 66 to 1769 and encodes 567 amino acids.
CUUUACUGGCUGCAGUGGCCUUGGUGGCACCCUCCCUAGGUGGUCAGCUCAGGGCUUCCCUGACCAUGCAGUUUCUUGCUAUCACUGCUCAAACUACCUAUUGUCCCAUCUUUGGGACCUACACAGUCCCUCCCUUCAAGUUCCAGCCUCGCAAUAGGAACAUGGACUGGAGGCGCAUGAGUGUCCUGGAUGUGGACCGUGUGGCACGGGAGCUGGAUGUGACCACCCUGCAGGAGAACCUCACUGACAUCACCUUCUGCACCUUGGACCAGGAGCGAUGCAGCCACUGUUGGGAGCCUUUGGACCAGGCACUGCUCAAUGUGCUGCGCCUAGCGCAGCUCAUCAUCGAGUACCUGCUGCACUGCCAGAACUGCCUGACUACCAGAAUUUCCCAGCUGGAGGUGCGCCUGCAAGCCAGCCUGAGCCAGCAGGAGCGUGGUCAGCAGGAGCUGGGCUGCCAGGCCGAAGAGCUCAGGGGUGUGCGAGAGGAAAGCCACCGGCGUCGCAAGAUGAUCAAAGACUUGCAGCAGCUGCUCCAACGGUCAGGUGGCCAGAGCUACUAUAUGUGCCAUCUGUGUGAGAAGACAUUCAUGAGUGCCUCCUUUCUCUGGAACCACCUUCAACGCAAGCAUGAGAGCGAGGCGAAAGAUGAAAAAAAGAAGCCAGAACAGUCUAUGGAGGAGGUGGUAAAAGACCUGCGGGCCCAGCUUACAUCAACUCAGGAGGAGCUGGCAGCCCUCCUGGAGAAGCAGCAGCAGCUGCAGGAAGAAAAGACCACCUGCAAAAGGGGAAAGGAUGUUAAAACAAUGUUUGAGGAGUGGAAAGAAAAACUAUCUGAGGAAAUAGACCAACAAAAAAAACUGUUUUGGGAUGAGUUGAAAAGUUCUAUCUACAAUAACUCUGCAUUAGAAGAGAAACCAACAGCCCUGCAGUCCCAGAGUGCGGUGGGCUCUGCCCUUAGGUCUCCUCAGGAUGGGGAGUGCAGGGACCAGCUCAGGCAGACGGAGGAGCUCCGGGCCCUGGCAGUUCUCAAGAAGAUGAAAAUUCAGCUACAGGAAGAGAAUAAGAAGCUGCAGAGGCAAAAUGAGAAGCUGCAGACGGAAAAUAAGAAGCUGCAGAAGGAAAGUAAGAAGCUACAGAAGGCAAGUAAGAAGCUACAGAAGGAGAAUGAGAAGCUGCAUGACGUCCUUUGUCAACUACAUGUAACGGCUUCCCAAUCCCAGCAGCACAUUAUGUCCCUCAGCACCCAGAUGCAACAACAAGCCAGGAUCAUUACCUCACAGACGGAGAUGACCCAGACCUCAUCCCGCAGGAAGGUGAAGGAAUCAUCCGGCAAGUUAAAAUGCGGAGCGCUUCCCCAGACUUACAGAAUCCACCGCUCUGGAGAGGAGGUGGAGGUGGGGAAUGGAGCCAAUUUGCACAGCGAUGGGCUGAGGGUAUCAGGAGGGGCCAGUUUUAGGCAGCAGCUGGCAGCAGACAGGGCCUGGAAUCCGGGACCAGAACAGAAUCAGGGAAUGAGCUACUGCCAGGACUCAAGUGCCAGACAAAAGUUUGCAGCCCUGAGUCAUGCUGCGAGCAGGACUGAGACCAGCUCCUGGAGGUCCAGACUGGAAGGGAGGAAGAAUCCUGACUCUGGAGCCAGAGGAAUCCCAAGACGAACCGCCCAAGGUGCUGAAAGCUCAGAGGCAACGAACCGCUUUGCAGAAGAUGGCCGGGCAAACCCUGGGGACCACCUCGCGCGAGAGAGGGGGAAGCACGGGGACGAAUAG